This is a messenger RNA of Didymodactylos carnosus, 711 nucleotides long. The record is from the annotation of a GenBank genome assembly. NCBI's taxonomy places the organism in Eukaryota, Metazoa, Rotifera, Eurotatoria, Philodinida, Philodinidae.
AUGUUAGACUUUGUUAAAGAUAUCAUGUGUUUCUAUAAUCCUUUAGGCGGUGGCCACGGUCGUACACAUCGUGAAGAUGCCCGAAAUAAUAAAUAUACAGUAAUCACUGAUCAUUUAUUAGCAGAUAAACUAUUUCAACGUGUAUCACCACUGCUUCCCCAAACACUUGAGUGGAUGUCGGAUAAUUGUUAUUUUACUAAAGCUGUUGGAGGACGAGAAUGGUCACUUGCGGGUUGUGUUGAUCGGAUGCGACUUUUUAAAUAUGAAAAGGAUGAAGAAUACCCCGAGCAUAUGGACGGUAGUUACAGUCGAACAAUUACGUAUAAUAAUGAAUCUCAAAAAUCAUUUAAACAGCAUUCCUUUUUAACAUUACUGAUCUAUUUGAAUGACGGGUUUCGGGGUGGUGAAACAAAAUUUUACCCUGAUAAACAACAUUGUCGAUUUCUUCGAGAUAUUGAACAAAAACAAGCCGUUCAUUUAAUUCAACCAAAACAAGGAAUGGCCCUAAUUAAUAUCCAUAACAUUCUUCACGAAGGUUCAAAAGUUCAAUCAGGUGUUAAAUAUGUAUUAAGAACAGACAUCCUAUAUCAAAAACCAAUGGAAUUGCAUUCAAAAAUUGAAAAGUAUUCACAAAAAAAUACUAAAGACACUGUUAUUAUUAGUGACUGGGAAAAACAUUUUGAGCCGUCAUGUAAAAUGUAUCAUGAUUAA